Leptomonas pyrrhocoris is the source of this 678-nucleotide messenger RNA. RefSeq lists its product as hypothetical. The transcript has a single exon. Bases 1 to 678 code for a protein of 225 amino acids. The record is from RefSeq and is a predicted model, not a curated record. Lineage: Eukaryota; Euglenozoa; Kinetoplastea; Trypanosomatida; Trypanosomatidae.
AUGUGCGCACUUGCGGCCAACAUGGUGCUCGAUGCCGAGGCUCCGGCGGAUGACUUUUUUCGGGAAGUGGAGGGCAGUCCCUACGCGGAAGCGGAAGCAAACGGCGAGCCGGCGACUCCAGCAGAAGCGGACGCCGCAUCCUCGGUUGCCGCCUCCUUUCAAGGGGGCCAGGGGGCGGCCCGAAACGAUUCUCUUUCACCCGUAGCAGAGAAGGAGGGUGACGGUCUGCGAGCACGUCCGCUGUGGACGCAACGGGUGGUGCGUACAGCUCCCGCUGCGCCCCCGCCACCUCCAGCCGGUGAUGCCCCGUCGGCGCUACAAAAAGAGGUGUCGACCAUCCUGGCUCAAAUGACGGCGGCGCUGUCAGCCAGCUCCCCUCAGGAGAACCACAAAGAGGGCGAUCAGCAAAGGGAGGAGGAGGAGAAAGGGGAUCCGGCCGCAGCGGCAGAGAACGCGCACCCUGCAGAUAAUCGCAACACCGGCGAUGCUACAGGAGAGAAGCGCAAGAAAGGAAACUCCUCAAAGCACCACCGGGAUUCAAAAGACGGCACCUCUCGCCGUCACGGGCACGCACAUCACGGAAAGCACCGAAGCCAUCGCAGAGCGGCUGAUGGGCCACAUGAGGGCGAAGCGGAGAACGUGACGGAUGACGGAAGCUUUGAGCUUGUUGUGACGUGA